Messenger RNA from Diprion similis, 1407 nucleotides. RefSeq names its product TATA-box-binding protein (gene Tbp). Lineage: Eukaryota; Metazoa; Arthropoda; Insecta; Hymenoptera; Diprionidae. The transcript is spliced from 5 exons. Gene Ontology annotation, biological process: DNA-templated transcription initiation. Gene Ontology annotation, molecular function: DNA binding; RNA polymerase II general transcription initiation factor activity. The record is from RefSeq and is a predicted model, not a curated record. Bases 154 to 1065 code for a protein of 303 amino acids.
UAACGAAACUACACUUUCACCAAUCAACAUUACUUUGUCUUCAAACUAAUGUGCUAACUGGUCUGAGUUACCAAGUUCACUCGAUCAUCAAGAUUGCACACAGUGUGCAAAUUAAAAAAUUUUGAUAAAUUGAAAGCUACAUAAACAUCCACGAUGGAUCAAAUGCUCCCGAGUCCGGGAUUCAGCAUCCCGAGUAUCGGUACACCGUUACAUCAACCUGAAGAGGAUCAACAAAUAUUGCCGAAUGCGCUACAACAACAACAACAAGUCCAACAAAAUCAUCAACUACAGCAAAUGCAUCCAAUGGGUUCAAACGUACAUGGAAUGCCAAUGUUGGGUACACCGCACAAAACCAUGCACACUUAUGCUCCUGCAUUCGCAACGCCGCAAAGUCUUAUGCAGCCACAAACACCGCAAAAUAUGAUGUCACCUAUGGUUCAACCAGCAAGUCAAAUAGCUCCCCCUUCAAUCGGACCGUCAACUCCAGGGCCGAUGACACCAAUGACACCGGCUUCCGCUGAUCCUGGAAUCCUACCCCAGCUUCAGAACAUUGUGUCAACGGUGAAUCUGAACUGCAAGCUUAACUUGAAGGAAAUUGCACUGCAUGCUAGAAACGCAGAAUAUAAUCCGAAACGAUUUGCUGCAGUUAUAAUGCGGAUAAGAGAACCCAGAACGACUGCUUUGAUAUUCAGCAGCGGGAAAAUGGUAUGUACCGGUGCUAAAAGUGAAGAGGACUCUCGGCUGGCUGCAAGAAAAUAUGCACGUAUCAUACAAAAGCUUGGAUUUCCAGCAAAAUUUUUGGAUUUUAAAAUUCAAAAUAUGGUUGGAAGCUGCGAUGUUAAAUUCCCUAUCAGAUUAGAAGGACUUGUAUUAACGCACGGCCAGUUCUCUUCAUAUGAACCAGAACUAUUCCCUGGCUUGAUAUAUCGAAUGGUUAAACCCCGUAUCGUCUUGCUUAUAUUUGUUUCUGGCAAAGUUGUUUUGACCGGUGCAAAAGUACGGCAAGAAAUUUAUGAAGCUUUCGAUAACAUAUAUCCAAUUCUGAAGAGUUUUAAGAAGCAGUGAUUGGGAACAGAAUUUGACAAUAUUUUUGAUACCCUGAUGAAUAGAUAGUCUUCUGAUUUUUUUUUUUUUUAUUAAUGCUGCUAUUUGCAGAGGUGUACAGAACGACGAGUGUUCGUUAUUUGUUAAAAAAAAAAAAAAAAAAAAACUGAAAUAGCAGAUACUAAAAACGUUGUUAUUUGAAAUGAAGUACUAUCGGUUUUUUGCGAGCACUUAUUUAUUCUUACAGGCUUACAGGUGCCUUAUGCCGCAAAGCCGUUAUCUUUUAUGAACAAUUCUUAGAUUAAGUUGUUGAUUCUGGGCUUUGCCUUUAAGUAAUGAAAAAUAAACUUAGUGUACCAAGUA